Colletotrichum destructivum is the source of this 1755-nucleotide messenger RNA. RefSeq lists its product as uncharacterized. The transcript has a single exon. NCBI's taxonomy places the organism in Eukaryota, Fungi, Ascomycota, Sordariomycetes, Glomerellales, Glomerellaceae. The record is from RefSeq and is a predicted model, not a curated record. Bases 1 to 1755 code for a protein of 584 amino acids.
AUGGACGAGUACGAAGUUUUCCGUCGUCUUGCUACACACCCUUUCUGCUCUGCAACGAUGGAGAUGCUGCAAUGCGCUUUGCGGCUCAUUCGAAGUCGCUACCCGCUGGCGUUCUGCCACGACGCAGAACGGACAGCCGUAGAGUUCCCACCAAGGGAAAGUUUCUCCCAGCAGGAAAACAUGCCAUUCCAUAUUACCGACGAAUGGAUCAACUACAUGCAGACUGUGGGAUGUUCUAUCAAUACCGCAAAACUAGGAGUCACUCCAUCGUUGUGGCGUCUUGCCCAAGAUGAUCACGUAGAUGCCGAUGUAAUCACCGAUUAUCUCCGGCUACUGCGGUCAUCUUACCCCUCUUUCCGCUUUCAAGAUCCCAUCCAUAUUACGUCCAGCACCAUCGAAAACCUACCAGGGCUUUGGGGAACGCCAGACGUCACAACGCUCGUUCCAUGCAGCUACAACAGGACAUGGUUUGCCGCCAUUGCCUACACAGAUUGUGUGCAGUUGUACGGCCUAGACGUUGAAAAUGGCUCAAAAAUAGAGCAGCAGCUCCAAGUCUUGUUUCCUCGUCGUUUGAUUCGUUUCUCCCAGCCUCUCCUUGGGGCGCGUCUCGAAGAUUCGGGGGUGCUGAUGCUUUUGAGUAUGCGAUUUCUGGCCGACGGAGGGGUGCCGGUGCAGCUUGUCGACCCCAUAUUUCUCCGGAACGCGAGAGCACGACUGUUCAUGGAAAUGUUGAUGGAAAGCCUGAACGUGAAGGAUUCUGAUGUUGUCACCCGCAUUCAGGAAGCACAAGCAGAAAAUUCUGUCUUCUUCGACGAUGCUUUCAUAUGCGAAGGCAACGAUCUCUCACCGGCACGCUCGGGCUUCACAGCUGACAUGGAAGACGGCGGCGAUUUUACGUUCGAUGCCUCUCCUGGGCCAGCAAGCCGGUCUUCUCUAUCGGCCGAGGAACGCCCCUUGUCCAGAGAACGGACUUGUGAAGCGGGGACAAUUGCGUCGGCACAAGCCCCGCACAAUCCAUCGUCGUCCUCGCAUCCAACCGGCCCCCCCAAUGAAAAGCUCACGUCGCUGCGCAGCGGUCGGGUCCUCGACAUGACGAUGCCGAUGAUGCCGAUGAUGCCGCCAGAAAUGUCCCAGCAGUGCAGGACCAUUCUUGACAUAUUGAGCGAGGCCGUGGCUUUUUACCGAAGUGUUCGCAUGUCAGAAAGCUCUGAACUGUCAGUGAUAUGGUCUGCCAUCAAGAACGGCUUCAAGAGCGAGUUCUACCGCCGUUACAGUGGCGUGCUGUUUUACCGGCAGAUGGCCCGUCUCGGUAGUGACAAAGACGUCGCCAAAAAAAUCAAGAUCAGCAUUUCCAAGCCCGAAAUAAAAGAAAUGAGGUCUCUCCAGUCACGGUUUGAAAUCUGGCACGAUAUCUGCCAGCUGCGCCACGAGUGGGGGUCCGCUCAGUAUGUGCUUCUUUGUGUUCUGCCAGAAAAGCCACAUUUAGAGCGUAUGAGAAAAAAAGAGCGGCAAGAUCAGCUCCAGCAGGUCCGCGAGCGGCUCGAUAAUACGCACAACGAGCUCUCGAGCUACGCAGAAGCUGCGAAAGCGCUAUGCACAGCUUUGGUUCAAGGCAGUCUCCCAAGAUACCGACUGAUGAUUGAAAACUAUCAUCUGAAGGCAGACCAAGAGUUAACACAGCCCGAAUUUGCUGCUUACGCAGGCCUCCAUCCGCGGCCAGCCAUUCCAAUCUCAAGGUUGGUGGGCUCUGGCUAG